Onthophagus taurus is the source of this 3525-nucleotide messenger RNA. Its product is annotated as GPI ethanolamine phosphate transferase 1-like. Gene Ontology annotation, molecular function: mannose-ethanolamine phosphotransferase activity. The record is from RefSeq and is a predicted model, not a curated record. NCBI's taxonomy places the organism in Eukaryota, Metazoa, Arthropoda, Insecta, Coleoptera, Scarabaeidae. Gene Ontology annotation, biological process: GPI anchor biosynthetic process. Gene Ontology annotation, cellular component: endoplasmic reticulum membrane.
CGCGAACGCAGUCGUCGGUAGAGGAGUACUGGAAGGGAAAUUGCCAAGUUCAGGCUAGGACGCGAUACUGUUAUCACUUUUCCGUAUAUUUGAUUUGGCCGCGUAAAUAUAAACCUGAUAACUCUACACAAUGGAUAACUAUAACAAUUUGCGCAUAUCAUAUAUUCGCGCAGUUUUCUUAUCACGUUUCUUGCCGCAGGUUGUUGUUAUAUAUAUCGAAGUUCCAAGUACAGAAAUCAAGAAAAUGAUUAAAAUGACUCAAUGGGUCAUUAGCAUAUUUUUACAACUACCUCAUAAUAUGAUUUAACGCGUACAUAUUACAAUAUGAAAUAUCUAAGGAAUAGGUGUCGAUGACAGAAACCAACAAUCCAGAAUGUUUCACGUCAACUUCCCGUCAUAGUUAGUUCAAACAGCGCGUUGGGUCAACUCAAAUUUUCCUGAUUUCGUGUUAAAUAGUGAUCGAUUGCGGUAAAGAUAACAACUUAAAAUCGUUCGGGGGGAAACAUAACCUCAAAAUGUGGCUAGUCGAUAGGUUAUUCGAUUAUUCUUUCCGGGAAAGAAGCCGGACUAUACGAUUAAUACUCAUGGGAAUAAUAACUCAUUUCGUUUUAUUGUACGGUGUUAUGGACGCCUACUUCUCCUCUCCAGUUCUUCAUGGGUUACCAUCGCAUAGUGCUAAAUUAUCACUUUGCAAACGAGUUGUUGUUUUUGUUUCCGAUGGGUUACGAGCCGAAGGAAUUUUUUCUCGGGAACACGAAAGUUUUGCUCCUUACUUAAAUAAUAUUAAAAACGAUGUUGGAGCUUGGGGAAUAUCCCACACUCGAGUUCCCACCGAAUCAAGACCUGGACAUGUUGCAAUUUUCGCUGGAAUGUAUGAAGACCCGCACGCUAUUACGAAAGGGUGGAAAUAUAAUCCGAUUGAUUUUGAUCACGUUUUUAAUCAAAGCAAGCGCUCCUUUUUGUGGGGUAGCCCUGAUGUAGUUCCAAUGUUUAAUAAAGAUAAAUUAAAGAAAAUUUAUAUGGAUUAUUACGAACCUAGUUACGAAGAUUUUUCUGGUCAACAAUCAACAAUUCUCCUUGAUGAUUGGGUGUUUCGAAGGGUUGAAAAAGUUUUUAGGACGAAUCAUCCAAGUUUAAAGCACGACAAAAGUGUUUUCUUUUUGCAUUUAUUGGGAAUGGAUACCGCCGGGCAUGUUUAUAAACCAAAUUCUAAGAAAUAUUUUGACAACUUAGCGUUUGUUGAUCAAGGAAUUAAAAACAUUGUUAAAUUUAUGGACGAUUUCUUUGACGAUUAUGAAACAACGUACAUUUUUACCUCUGAUCAUGGGAUGACCGACUGGGGUUCUCACGGAAGCGGCUCCGCGCAUGAAACCGAAGCUCCCUUCAUCAUUUGGGGCGCUGGUGUUAAACCAAACAGUAAAAGACAAGAUUUAAAACAAGCUGACAUCACCGCAAUUAUCUCGUUUUUAUUAGGAAUUAAUCAUCCAAUUAAUUCUGAGGGGAUUUUUCAACAACAAUAUUUUGAUUUGGUCGAUUGGGAAUUGGCUUAUAUUUUAUAUGCAAAUGUUUUGACCUUAUCUGAACAAUACAAAGUACAAGAAAGCUAUUUGGAUCGUAAUAAAAUCUCAUUCUUUUAUAGAGGAAUUAAUGCCUUAAGAAAUCUUACUGAUAUGUUGGAUUUGAUACAAUUAAAACUUGAAACACGACAAUAUGAAAAAGCUAUAUACGACAUCAAAAAGUUAAUUCCUUUGCUUGAAAAAGGCAAAUUUGAGAUGAACACUUACUUAAAACUACCAAUAUUGAUGUGCCUUGCGGCUGGAUUAGUUGUGUUUAUGAUUUACACAGCUUGUGUGAUGCUGUAUAGUACCGAAAGAAUCGACAAUCCGCAUUAUAUUGAAGACGCUGAAUUAAUCGACAUGUGUUCAAAAGUUUUGGGUAUACUUUUUGUAGCGAUGUGUGUUUUAUUAUACAAAGGUCUUGAAGUGAAAUAUUGUGCAUAUUUAAGUUUUCCGUUCAUAAUGUUUUUGUUUCUAAUGCAUGAUGGCGACCAAUUACAGUAUUUACUUGUUUUAAUACAUUUCGUGGAAUUGAAACAUUUAAUCAAAUAUGGCGUGAUGCUUUUUGGUGUUUAUUUUUUGAGUAUGACGCUUAUUCACCGAGAAUAUAUAUUUUAUACAUGCAUUGGGAUUUUGCUAUGGAUGUUGACGGAGAAUUUUAGCGCAAAGCGCAUCGAUAAAGUAAUUUGGUUGAUUUUAACGGUUUAUUUGCCCGUGUAUUACCAGGUUACGCCGAUGUUCAGGGAAAAUUAUCAUGUUGUUUGUAUGAUCGGUGCUGUGAUAGUUAUGUACAUAUCAUUAAUGUUUACUAUGGAUCGAAUUAUGCGAAAGACUGACUAUUUUCAUUUAGGCGUAUUAAUCACCCAACUCGUUUGUAUGUUCUUAUCCGUCAUAAACAUCGCCGUUACGUCAUAUUACAACGAUUUAUCCCCCGAAUUAAUGACUUACAUUUACAUUUCAUCGUGGAUUAUCCUUGUGCUUUCUUUAAUUACGAUGAUUUUGCAUCCGAGACGACUUCUUCACCGCGCUCUCGGAAUUCAAGUUUCGAUCUUCAACAUUUAUUUUUUGAUGUCUACGAAUGGGGAAGGAUUAUUCUUGGCGUUUUUCAUUUGUUUGUGUUUAACUUGGAGUUUCAUCGAAAUGGAAGAAUCCAGGCAAAGUGGUGAGGUUGCUCUUAAAUUUGGAGCGAUGGAUGCCACGAAAACUGAAGUAUCGCACCAUGAUUUCCGAAAAUGCUUUAUAUUCAUGGCUUAUAUCUUGUUAUCAUUUUUUGGACCUGGAAAUAUCUCGGAUUUAAAUACAUUCGACCCAAUGUGGACGCGGUGUUUCGUGCGAGUCUUCAAUCCAUACUUGAUUACAUCUUUAAUCGGUUUAAAACUAGCAGUACCGUUCUUUAUAACAACGAUUAACUUCCAUAUGAUGAACGUUUCCGGCCGAACAUCGAUCUUAGGCGCUUUCACGAUUAUCUUAUUCUUUUCGGAUAUCAUGGUUAUGAAUAUGAUGUUUCGAGUAACCAACGAGGGUUCGUGGCUUGAUAUUGGUUUGAGUAUUUCUCGUUUUGUCAUCGCGAAUAUUAUUGCAAUAGCGCUUUUAGUUAUUUAUUGUUUAGUUCGGUUGUUAACCGAGAAUAGAUUAUUUGAUUAUUUAACCGUUCGUUUCCACCGCUUUUUCGGUAUUCGUACCGCUAUUGUGAUUGAGGAGAGUAGCGAAGAUGAUUUGAUGGGGAUUUAUCAUAAAGUAGAUUAGGUUGAAAAAAAAUGUGAUAAUAAUUAAGAGUAUUGUUUAUUUUGUUUUUGUAAAAGUAUCGUAGUUUAUUACAAAUGUGAUAACGCUUUAAUUUAUGUUUUUCGUUCAUUUGCGUUAAUAAUCUAGGUUAAUACUUAUAAUACAAAUUCAAAAAUGUGAUAUAUUUGUAUGCAUUGACUGCCAAGAGUAACCUGUUUAUUAAAAUGAAACGAUAUAAAAAUUA